GUAUCUAUUCAUAUCUAACGCAUUCACAGCUGCGGGUUUCGCAGAACGCAGCGGCGCAUUGCAGCUUUCUUGUCGGGCGGUUACGCGCAACGAACACAAGCGGUGCACGUUAUCUCUCAUUCUGGUAGCGCCGAUGUCUACCGCACGACGUGCACGCGAGCGCAAUGCGCACCCAAAAGCUGAGACGUACUCCAGAGCCGAUGAGGCGCUGUGGGACGACGAGUAUCUGCUAAAGCUCUUUAACGAGCAGUUGGAGAACUCAGCCGCCGUGAGCGAUGCGGCGCACCCGGACAUCAAUGACCGCAGUAACGAGACUUCAGUCUCUGCAUCAGAGACGGAGGACGAUGGGGAAUGCUCCUCCACUGACUCGACGACAUCGUCGAAAAGCUCUGUGAAUGAAAAGAACGGCGCCACGAAAUCUGCGGCAGAAGCCGCAGCGAGUGAUCUCGGCGGUCUUCAACUUCCAGAUGAUGUGAAGACGCUGGUGCAGUCUUUCUACCGCGCCGGCUUCGAGGCUGGCCGCUACGUCGGACGCACGGAAACUGCCGGACAAAAGUCGAGGAAGCGUCGCCGCUGA
Molecule: messenger RNA, 577 nt
Organism: Leptomonas pyrrhocoris
Lineage: Eukaryota; Euglenozoa; Kinetoplastea; Trypanosomatida; Trypanosomatidae
Exons: 1
Coding region: 134-577 (147 amino acids)
Source: RefSeq, a predicted model, not a curated record